GGUAUUGGCUUUCUCUAUAAAGCACCUCCCCGCUCUGUGGCGUCGGAUUUUCCGGCAACUUUUCAGAACCCCCCACCGCCGCCGCCGCCCCUUGAUCUCGAUUCCCAAACCGCCCUUUUUCCUGCUGUGUUUCCAGCAGCUUUUAAUUUCCCCCUUUUUUGGAAUUUUCAUUUUUCUGGUCUUUUGCUGGUUUCUUGAAAAUCCGGCCAGGUUUAGCCGUUUCCCUCCGCCGCAAGCGGCUGAGCUCAUGAUCUCUUGUCUUCUAGUGGAGAAGAAGGGGAGCUGAUUUGGGCGACACGAAAGAUUCAAACUUUGGCAGUACUUUAGGGUACCCAAAGAAAAAAAAUAUGGAUUCUUUGAGCUUCUUUUUUCAACAUUAUCAAGAAAUUUGUAGGUAACAACAAGGCCUGUUUGUUGAGUCCCCAUUGACUUAAGCUCAGUUGAAAUUAGGGGCCUUUACUGAGGAGUAAAGGCACAGCGCAGUGCAGAAAGUCUUUCACUUUUGCAUUUUCAAGUAACUGAUUGAAGACGGAAAGAGAUUUGAAUCAUUUGAUUUGAUUCUUUUGGAUUCUGGUGGGGGAGAUAGGUUUGGGAUUCGGCAAAGAUUUGGGAUUUCUUCAUACUUUUUUCUGUAGAAAUGAAGGUUCCAUCAAAUGGGUACAUUGCAAAUCCAGGAGAAGAGAGGAAGGUGAUAAAUUCAGAGCUGUGGCAUGCCUGUGCCGGUCCGUUGGUUUCGCUGCCAGCUGUGGGGAGCCUUGUGGUUUAUUUUCCUCAAGGCCACAGUGAACAGGUUGCAGCGUCGAUGCAAAAGGAGACCGAUGGAAUUCCAAACUAUCCAAACCUUCCUUCCAAGUUGAUAUGCAUGCUCCACAGUGUCACCUUACAUGCUGAUACAGAAUCCGAUGAAGUGUAUGCUCAAAUGACUCUUCAACCUGUAAACAAAUAUGAUCAAGAAGCGUUGCUUAUAUCCGACAUGGGCCUGAAGCAAAACAGACAACCUUCUGAGUUCUUCUGCAAGACACUCACAGCUAGUGAUACAAGCACUCAUGGUGGUUUUUCUGUUCCUCGUCGCGCUGCUGAGAAGAUUUUCCCACCUCUGGAUUACUCGAUGCAGCCUCCGGCUCAGGAGAUAGUGUCCAGAGACUUGCAUGAUCAAACAUGGACUUUUCGACAUAUAUAUCGAGGGCAACCGAAAAGGCACUUAUUGACUACUGGAUGGAGUGUUUUUGUGUCCUCCAAAAGACUCUGUGCUGGUGAUGCUGUCCUUUUCAUAAGGGAUGAAAAGUCUCAGCUUCUGUUGGGUAUACGGCGCGCGAACCGGCAGCAACCCGCCCUUUCUUCAUCGGUCAUUUCCAGCGACAGCAUGCAUAUCGGUAUACUUGCCGCUGCUGCUCAUGCUGCCGCUAAUAACAGCCCCUUUACCAUCUUUUACAAUCCCAGGGCUAGUCCCUCUGAAUUUGUGAUCCCUCUUGCCAAGUAUAACAAGGCUAUGUACACUCAAGUGUCCCUAGGGAUGCGGUUUCGGAUGAUGUUUGAGACCGAGGAGUCCGGGGUCCGUAGGUACAUGGGCACCAUUACCGGCAUUAGCGAUUUCGAUCCCGUUCGUUGGAAAAACUCUCAGUGGCGCAAUCUUCAGGUGGGGUGGGAUGAAUCGACCGCCGGGGACCGUCCGGCUCGGGUAUCGAUAUGGGAUAUCGAACCGGUUGUCACACCUUUCUACAUAUGCCCUCCACCAUUUUUUAGGCCUAAGUUUCCCAGGCAGCCCGGGUUUCUGGGCGACGAGGGCGAUAUGGACAAUAUAUUCCGAAGAGGUGGUGGGGGGAUGCCGUGGAUCGGGGACGAGUUUGGCAUAAAAGACGCUUCGAGCUCCAUGUUCCCCGGAUUGAGCUUAGUCCAAUGGAUGAGCAUGCAACAACAGAACAUCAACCAAACAGGACUUUUAAACCAAACCAAUGGUUCGUUACUCGGUGGCGGCGGCGGUGGCGGCAUUGACAACCAGUCGCGGUUGAUGAACUUCCAGUCGCCCGCUGCUUUCCCCCAACAGAAUCUCCAGUUCAACAAACCCAACCAACUAAACCAGCCGCCGCCACAACUUCAACAACAGCAACAACAGAAUUUGAAUUUCAACGGUCUGAACAACGUCGUCAUUACCUCUAACUUGCCGCAACACCAGAACUUAACCCAAAACCAGAGUUUAACCCAAAACCAGAACCUGCCUCAUCUUCAGCAGCAGCAGCAGCAACAAUUGCUUACCGGAAACGUGCAGUUGCCGCCGCUGAACUCGCAAACGGCUAUCAAAACUGCGUUCCCAAACACGUCCUUACCUCAAGAAUUGCCGUUUCCGCAGCAGCAACAGCUGCAGCAGGCUUCUCCACUGCAGCAGUUGCUACAGCAGAGCUUAAUGCAGCAGAGGCCGCCGCCGCCGCCACUACAAACACAACAGAACAACCUCACUACUGAUCAGCUCCAACUACAGAUGCUACACAAACUCCAACAACAACAACAACAGCAGCAGCAGCUCUUGUCUCCGGUUAGCUCAAACUCGAAUGUGGACCCACUUAUUCCGCAACAGCAACAAAGCCGCCAGCUUUCGCAACCUCUGCCGCCGCUCCAAUCUCCGAAAUUCCCAGCGAACCAACAUCCUCAGGGCCCGCAAAAGCCGCCGCCGCCGCCGCCGCAGAAAGCUCACUCUGGGCUCACUGAUGGAGACAAUCGGCUGCGGUCAAGCUCGCCCUCCACGAAUAACUGCCAGGUGUUUCCAUCCACCUUCAUGAACAGGAACAACCACCACCACCACCACCAACAACAACAACCACCACCUCAGAUUGUGCUAUUAGAUGAUGACUCCAUAGUCGAGCCACCUCAAAAGUGCGACGUUCCGCCGAAACGUGACUUGCCCAUCGUGUCCAAAGGGACAGACAACAACUUGGACGCGGCGUCGUCCGCGACUUCAUACUGCUUGGACGCCAGUGGGCUCCACCAGAACUUCUCCUUACCCGGCGGGUUCUGUUUGGAUGGGGCGGACAUCCAGUCCCAUUCCAGGAACAGCAUGCCUUCUUCCACUGCUAAUAUCGAUAGCCUUCCGCCGGAUGCUUUGCUGUCAAGGGGUUAUGACUCUGGGAAGGAUAUGCAAAACCUGUUUGCCACUUAUGGUAACUCUCCUCCUAGGGAUAUUGACACUGAGUUGUCCAGUGCUGGGAUCCAUUCUCAGUCGUUUGGGCUGCCCAAUAUGUCUUUCAAAGCUGGCUGUUCCAAUGAUGUUGCGAUCAACAAUGAGGCUAGCGUCCUGAAUGGUGGGGCCAGUUUGUGGACCAACCAGACUCCGCGCAUGCGAACCUACACCAAGGUUCAAAAGCGAGGAUCGGUAGGGAGAACGAUUGACGUGACACGUUACAAGGGGUAUGAUGAGCUAAGGCAGGAUCUGGCGCGCAUGUUUGGGAUCGAAGGCCAAUUAGAAGAUCCACAAAGAACAGAUUGGAAGCUUGUCUAUGUAGAUCACGAGAACGAUAUAUUGCUCGUUGGUGAUGAUCCUUGGGAAGAGUUUGUGAGCUGUGUACAAAGCAUAAAGAUACUGUCUACUGGAGAAGUGCAGCAGAUGAGUUUGGAUGGAGAUCUUGGGCCUGGUCCAAAUCAAGCUUGCAGUGGGACCGAUAGCGGUAGUGCAUGGAGAUGAUGAUGAUGAUGAUGAUGAAACUACUAUACACCCCAACUACUAGUACCUGCAAACAUUCUUUUAAAAACAUGUGAAAGUUUCAAGAUUCAGAGGCUAACUGGGUAAUAUGCAUUUUAAUGUUUAAAAGCCCUUUUUUCCAAAGCUGGUAAUGGAGUAGCUGGGACAUACAUAUCAAUAUAAACAUAAAUAUAAAUAUAUAUGUAUACUUUGAUUGAGCAGCAAAAAGACUCAACAUGAAGAUCUUGAAGCACUUUCAUUUGAAGAUUUGUUUUUGCUGGGAAAUGUAAAGCUGCUUUCAGAGCAGAAGAGGGAUUUGCAUUUGUAUAAUGUUUUGUCCAGUUUUUAGGUUUUUGUUUGUGCCCCUCCACAAGUGUUUUUUCUUGUCCUGAAACCUGGGAAGGAAUGAAUAUCUCUAGACCACUUUUGAACAUGUGU
Cuscuta campestris is the source of this 4108-nucleotide messenger RNA. Lineage: Eukaryota; Viridiplantae; Streptophyta; Magnoliopsida; Solanales; Convolvulaceae. The record is from the annotation of a GenBank genome assembly.